Messenger RNA from Ananas comosus (pineapple), 2121 nucleotides. Its product is annotated as bidirectional sugar transporter SWEET14-like. The coding region runs from base 1210 to 2034 and encodes 274 amino acids. Lineage: Eukaryota; Viridiplantae; Streptophyta; Magnoliopsida; Poales; Bromeliaceae. Gene Ontology annotation, molecular function: sugar transmembrane transporter activity. Gene Ontology annotation, cellular component: membrane. Gene Ontology annotation, biological process: carbohydrate transport. The record is from RefSeq and is a predicted model, not a curated record. The transcript is spliced from 6 exons.
GCUUGUCGAAUUAAGUGAUCAUAUAUAUGCAUAAUUGUUUCAAGUUGUUUUGGCAAAAGGAAGUUUCUUGCAUAUAAAAAUUGCACUUCCUAGUUGGAAGGAUUAAUUCAUUUUGAGCAUAUUGCACCUCAAAUUUCACUUUUUGUCCUUAAAAUAUUUUUAAGCCGAAACUUUCGAAAGUGUUUUCACUUUAGUAGCGCGACUUAUCCAAUUCACUUUUGAAAGUGGAACAUAUCUGAAGAUUUAGGGACUAACAGUGCAAUUUAUCCAAUACAUUUUAAUGUACCCCAACGAAUUCUAGGUCCAGAUUUGUCAACAGUUCAAAUGGACUAAAUAAAACAAUUUUAGCCACUCAUCAGAACUGAUGCACUCCAAGGAAUUAGUAGUGUUUGCAACUCAUUUAAAGAAAGUAAUGAGAAGUGAUGCACAUAAAGUGGAUUUGCAAAGCUUUGAGCACUUGAAGGUAAAAAAAUUCAAACAUUCCAGCGGAAUUUUUCAAUAGUGGUUUGGUGGCUAUUACGAACAUGAUGCUAUAACGCAGAACGAAAAUGAUCGAACAUGACACGAAGUUUACAUGGAUAAAACUUGAGAUUGACACAUCGCGCCCAGUUAUAAUCUAAAAAUGACAUGAUAAAGCACAAUUAAGAACCAAGUUAGUCUUUCAGAUGUUUACAAUGAUGUCAUGGACAAUUAACACAAUCUCCAAAUUCACCUGAUUGGCGUGAGUGUCAAACAUAAACAUGGCUUGUGAACCCAAAUUGCCACACCGAGAAAAUAACAACUUGGUAGAAUUUAAAGCAAUAAAUUGGUUUAUUGAACCUAUGACAAUCUAGAAAUUUGUGAUUAAUGGAGUAUUAUUUUGUAUAAACUAAUUUGUAUACACUCAACGACGAGUUAUCCGUAUAUUGUUGUUAGGAUACACAAAAUUUCUCAACUUUAAAUGAACAAUUUCUUACUUGCAUGAUCUCGCCCAUUCUAUUUUUAGUUGGUUGAUAGAGUAAUCAUGUAACUCACCUCACUAAAACAACACAAAGGAGGGAGUACCAUGCCUCGCACCUAUAAAAGGGAGCUAGAUGCAUGGUUUCAACCAUCAAAGGAGAGGGAGAGGAAAGAGAGUAGGGUUCUUUCUCCUUCUUUGAGUAAGGAAAAGUGACAAACCCUUGCUCUUUCUCCUCUCUUGAGAAGCUCUUCCACCUUACUUUAACUCGAAUGGCGGCUUUGGAUCACCCAUGGGCCUUCGCAUUCGGUCUCCUAGGUAAUCUCAUAUCAUUCGUAGUUUACCUCGCGCCUAUCCCAACAUUUUGUCGCGUGUACCGAGCAAAAUCGACACAAGGCUUCCAAUCUGUCCCGUAUGUCGUCGCACUGUUCAGUGCGAUGCUAUGGAUCUACUAUGCGUUGGUGAACACCCACGCAACACUACUGAUCACGAUCAAUUCGUUCGGAUGCAUGAUCGAAUCCAUAUACAUCAUUAUGUACCUCGUCUAUGCACCAAGGAAGGCCAAGAUCCAAACUUUUGGGCUCAUCUUUCUCUUGAAUGUGGUGGUGUUCUCUCUCAUCAUUCUUUUCACUCUCCUACUCGCUACCGGAUCGAAUCGGGUUAAACUUCUGGGUUGGAUUUGCGUGGUCUUCUCGGUUAGCGUCUUCGUUGCUCCUUUGAGCAUCAUAAGGCUUGUCAUUCAAACAAGGAGUGUCGAGUACAUGCCGUUUUAUCUAUCCUUCUUCCUCACCAUCAGCGCCAUCAUAUGGUUCUUAUACGGUUUCCUAACAAAGGACCUAUAUGUUCAGCUCCCGAAUGUACUGGGAUUCACCUUUGGGUUCGUCCAAAUGGCGCUCUACUGGUACUACAAAAGAUUGAAGAAGGCUGUCGUGAGCCCCGCGCUGCCCGACGACGUCGUCACGAUCGUGACGCUGAGCCCCAUCCCGGUCUUGGAGGUUCACAGGAUCGAAUCGGAUUCUUCGGAGGUGCCCAAUGAGAUUGCUGAUGGAAAGACAGAGGAAGCAAAGGAGGCCAACAAUGAGGAGAGCCCAGUGUGAGAAGUUCUAUGGAAUAUGAGAUCAUGAAUACAUAUAUCCAAAGCUCUCUAUAUCCUAGUGCCAAAUAUAUAUGUUUUUAGUGUUGUA